Rattus norvegicus (Norway rat) is the source of this 3059-nucleotide messenger RNA. RefSeq names its product protein kinase C, epsilon (gene Prkce). Gene Ontology annotation, molecular function: protein serine/threonine kinase activity; diacylglycerol-dependent serine/threonine kinase activity; protein serine kinase activity. Gene Ontology annotation, cellular component: nucleus; perinuclear region of cytoplasm; plasma membrane. Lineage: Eukaryota; Metazoa; Chordata; Mammalia; Rodentia; Muridae. The record is from RefSeq and is a predicted model, not a curated record.
GGGCGGGAGGAGGGGCCGCGCCGAGUCGCAGUCCCUGCCCCGCCGCCGCGCUGCGCACCGCCGGGUGCCGGCCUGCGCCCCGAACCCGAGUGGCGGCCACCUCUACCUCCCAAGCCCGCGCGGAUGUGAGAUCCUGGGCACCGGGCGCCUCGCGAUCGCCGGCUGCGGCGCGGCUCUGCUUGGCCCGGGAGGUGGCGGCCGGGCUGGCUGUGCGGCUUGUGGAUUUUUAAAAAAUUUGGCUCCGGGGAGGACCAUUUCCUCUCGACAUGCAUCCCUCCGGAUAGACUGCACAUCUCUCAGUCCACCCUCCGCCCCGCGCCGUCCGAGGCAGGCGCUGGGUGGGCGAAGAGGAUCCGGGUUGAAAUCUGUGCCCCCGGUUCUCGUCCCCGCCCCGUCCCGCCGCCCCCUCCCCCUCCGGGAGUCGAAAUUGCCCGGGGAUUAUGUUUCGGAAAGGUAGGUGAGCGCCGGGCGCGGCGCCUGCUUCUCCGCACACGGACCCGAAGAACCAGCGAGGCGGCGAGGCAGCCCCCGCGGCUUGCAGCGGAGGCGACAGCUCGUCUCCUCCCGUGAAGGUGUCGCCGGUGGUGGGGGGGGAGAGACUUGCUCCAAAAACGGACGUCUCCAGCUCUCCCCCCUCCCUGUUUUCCGUUAGGAAUCCGGCGAGGAAAUACAUGCACUCGCUGAGAAUCGCCGGCGCCAGGACGCAGCGCCACAAGGUGUAGCGAGUGAGUGGGGUGGGGCAAGAGGGGACCCAGGAGUCCCCCCAGGCUCCCAGCGCGCCUGCUCCUGCUCUUCAAUCCUGCCCUCGGGGCGGACGGAGUGACCCCCGCCCCGACCAUGGUAGUGUUCAAUGGCCUUCUUAAGAUCAAAAUCUGCGAGGCCGUGAGCUUGAAGCCCACAGCCUGGUCGCUGCGCCAUGCGGUGGGACCCCGGCCCCAGACGUUCCUUCUGGACCCCUACAUUGCCCUUAACGUGGACGACUCGCGCAUCGGCCAAACAGCCACCAAGCAGAAGACCAACAGUCCGGCCUGGCACGAUGAGUUCGUCACUGAUGUGUGCAAUGGGCGCAAGAUCGAGCUGGCUGUCUUUCACGAUGCUCCUAUCGGCUACGACGACUUCGUGGCCAACUGCACCAUCCAGUUCGAGGAGCUGCUGCAGAAUGGGAGCCGUCACUUCGAGGACUGGAUUGAUCUGGAGCCAGAAGGAAAAGUCUACGUGAUCAUCGAUCUCUCGGGAUCAUCGGGCGAAGCCCCUAAAGACAAUGAAGAACGAGUGUUUAGGGAGCGGAUGCGGCCAAGGAAGCGCCAAGGGGCUGUCAGGCGCAGGGUCCACCAGGUCAAUGGCCACAAGUUCAUGGCCACCUACUUGCGGCAGCCCACCUACUGCUCCCACUGUAGGGAUUUCAUCUGGGGUGUCAUAGGAAAACAGGGAUAUCAAUGUCAAGUUUGUACCUGCGUCGUCCACAAACGAUGCCAUGAGCUCAUUAUUACGAAGUGCGCUGGGCUAAAGAAACAGGAAACCCCUGACGAGGUGGGCUCCCAACGCUUCAGCGUCAACAUGCCCCACAAGUUCGGGAUCCACAACUACAAGGUCCCCACGUUCUGUGACCACUGUGGCUCCCUGCUCUGGGGCCUCUUGCGGCAGGGCCUGCAGUGUAAAGUCUGCAAAAUGAAUGUUCACCGUCGAUGCGAGACCAACGUGGCUCCCAAUUGUGGGGUGGACGCCAGAGGAAUUGCCAAGGUGCUGGCCGAUCUUGGCGUUACUCCAGACAAAAUCACCAACAGUGGCCAGAGAAGGAAAAAGCUCGCUGCUGGUGCUGAGUCCCCACAGCCGGCUUCUGGAAACUCCCCAUCAGAAGACGACCGAUCCAAGUCAGCGCCCACCUCCCCUUGUGACCAGGAACUAAAAGAACUUGAAAACAACAUCCGGAAGGCCUUGUCAUUUGACAACCGAGGAGAGGAGCACCGAGCCUCGUCGUCUACUGAUGGCCAGCUGGCAAGCCCUGGCGAGAACGGUGAAGUCCGGCAAGGCCAGGCCAAGCGCUUGGGCCUGGAUGAGUUCAACUUCAUCAAGGUGUUAGGCAAAGGCAGCUUUGGCAAGGUCAUGCUGGCCGAGCUCAAGGGUAAGGAUGAAGUCUAUGCUGUGAAGGUCUUAAAGAAGGACGUCAUCCUGCAGGAUGACGACGUGGACUGCACGAUGACAGAGAAGAGGAUUUUGGCUCUGGCGCGGAAACACCCUUAUCUAACCCAACUCUAUUGCUGCUUCCAGACCAAGGACCGCCUCUUCUUCGUCAUGGAAUAUGUAAACGGUGGAGACCUCAUGUUCCAGAUUCAGCGGUCCCGAAAAUUCGAUGAGCCUCGUUCCCGGUUCUAUGCUGCCGAGGUCACAUCUGCUCUCAUGUUUCUCCACCAACAUGGAGUGAUCUACAGGGAUUUGAAACUGGACAACAUCCUUCUAGAUGCAGAAGGUCACUGCAAGCUGGCUGACUUUGGGAUGUGCAAGGAAGGGAUUCUGAAUGGCGUGACAACUACCACCUUCUGUGGGACUCCUGACUACAUAGCUCCAGAGAUCCUGCAGGAGUUGGAGUACGGCCCCUCAGUGGACUGGUGGGCCCUGGGCGUGCUGAUGUACGAGAUGAUGGCCGGGCAGCCCCCCUUUGAAGCUGACAACGAGGACGACUUGUUUGAAUCCAUCCUUCACGAUGACGUUCUCUACCCUGUCUGGCUUAGCAAGGAGGCUGUCAGCAUCCUGAAAGCUUUCAUGACCAAGAACCCGCACAAGCGCCUGGGCUGCGUGGCAGCACAGAACGGGGAAGAUGCCAUCAAGCAACAUCCAUUCUUCAAGGAGAUUGACUGGGUACUGCUGGAGCAGAAGAAAAUCAAGCCCCCCUUCAAGCCGAGAAUUUUUGCUUCAGUGUGAAUGUCCCUCUGUAAGAAAACCAAGAGAGAUGUCAAUAACUUUGACCAAGACUUUACCCGGGAAGAGCCAAUACUUACACUUGUGGAUGAAGCAAUCGUGAAGCAGAUCAACCAGGAAGAAUUCAAAGGCUUCUCCUACUU